Messenger RNA from Prorocentrum cordatum, 258 nucleotides. NCBI's taxonomy places the organism in Eukaryota, Dinophyceae, Prorocentrales, Prorocentraceae. The record is from the annotation of a GenBank genome assembly.
GCCCACAUGGAGAGGCUGAGGCGCGCACAGGACGUGUGCAUUGCGCUCAUCUGCUUCUCGCAGGAUUCGGAGAACGAGGACGACAUCCCCCAAGACGUUGUGAACUACCGCGACGACGUUCCCAGAAACACGUCCGCGCGUGCGUCCAGCCUCGCGUACUGCGAGGCCCUGCUGGUGCUCGCCUACCACUUGCUGGCGGCCCAAGUGCCGGAGGACAAGACAGAAGAUCAGAAGAAGGCACGCCAGAAGGAGAAGAAG